Messenger RNA from Chara braunii, 5229 nucleotides. The record is from the annotation of a GenBank genome assembly. NCBI's taxonomy places the organism in Eukaryota, Viridiplantae, Streptophyta, Charophyceae, Charales, Characeae.
GCGAUAUUACAGUAUGGAUAGCUAGGACCGUAGCUUUGUCGGGCGGGAAGCUGGCAACAAAUUCAAGCUCAUCCGCAGGGCGCCAGAGGAGGAUGUGGAUGUGGACGCUCUGUCCAUUUCCUUCGUGCGAUAUUCAAAGCUGUGGCUGAUGAUGCGCGGCAGCAUGCGGAGAGCGACCGGUUGCGCGAGAAGCUUCACCGAGACUGAGUGUUGAGGAAACAAGCUGGGUGUCGGAUGCCUGUGAAGACAUGUGGAGAGAAACGAGUAUCUUGUGCCGAUCCGCAGAAAAAGAGCAAGGCGGUCGUUCCUCGGUGCGAGAUUUAUCAGCUUACGGUUGGUUGAUGGGUUCGCAGCCACGUGUUGUAGAAGAGGGGUAGGUGGAGUUUGCGAAAGGAGCGAGAGAGCCAAGCGGGAAGAGAGAUGGGAAGAAGGUGAGGAGAAGAAAAGCCGAAGGAAGAGAGAAGACAGGUCGGGGAGAUAUGGGGGAGCUAUUUUUGGGGAUUGGGUGAAACCUAGCAAGCGACUGAGUUCUAUUCGUCGUCAUCGACGGGGUAACACCCAGCGAACGAAUCAGUCCCACGCGAUUCUCAGCCUCUGCCCAUACCCCCCUCCGCCUGCCCCCCCUGCGGCCCCGCGACCGAGAGAGAGAGAGAGAGAAAGAGAGAGAGAUUGGCGUCAGGAAAGAGAGAGAAAGAAUGGCUGUGUCGGUGCCAUCACGACAACGGGUGUGGUCUACGCCGGUGGCCAAUGGCUUUGUGAAUGUACCGAGCGCUAGCAACGGCGGCAACGGUCAGGGCAAUACCAACAGCAGAAGCGGGGUUUCUUCCGACUAUGACAGCGGAGCAGUUGCGGGAGGUGGGAACAAUGGAGAUCAGAAUGGUGUCGGGAUGGCCGGUGAGAGCGCGACGUCUUCUGUAUGCGGAUCCCCAUCGUCAGAUUCAAGGACGAGGGGAGGAGGAUACAUCCUAGAUAGUGUGGCUAUGGAGACGAGCCCUUCGAUCUCUGUCAAAGCCGUGGUGAGGAGCUUUUCCGAGCCGAAAUACUCUGACCCAAAAAAGUCGUUGUCGCCGCCGACUACGAAGGCCAACUCACUGACGAGUAAGAUGAUCAAUUCUUUUUCGGCGAAGGGAUCGCCUACCUCUCUGAGCAAGACAGUGACGGCGGGCCAUGUCACUAGGCCCUCUAGUCCGGCGUCUGUCGAAAGCGAUGGCUCGACCUACUCUUACAUGUCUGUCAAGCGAGCAAAUCAGAAGAUCGCGGAUUUGGAGAUUGAAUUGAAAGAGGUGAUGUCGCAGUUGCAGCGCGCUCGGCAGGACGUAGCGAAGCUGAGUAGGGAGCUGGAGCAGUCGCACACGGCGAAAGGCUUUGUGGAUGCUGCGGCCAACGAGGCGACGUCGACGCGAGCCUACGUGGAGCGCGAGCUCAUCUCGACGAAGAAAAGAGUGGAGGAGUUGUCCAGGAACCUGGACGCUACGCAAGCGGCGCUGAUCGAAACUGCGGGGGAGAAGGUCGCUCUUGAGAGGGAGCUUGUGAAGAAGCAGAGGGAGGCUGUCGAUACCAGUCGAUGUCUGCGGGAGGCGUUAGAGGCUCUGGAAGAUGCCGAGACCUCGAAGACCGCCGUGCAUGCGGAGCUGUCCGAGUAUAGGAGAGCUCUGGAAGAUGUGCAGAAUCAGGGAACGGAGAAGGUCGCCACGUAUAGGAAAGCACUGUACGAAGUGGACGUCGAGAGGAAAGAGGUGAUGGAGCAACUGGACAAGCUGCAGGGGGAGUUCAAGAGUGCGAGAGAAGAGUUGAGGAGGAGGGAGGAGGUAGUCGAGGCGCAAGAACGGGAGUUGCAGAAGCUGAGGGAGGAACACAGAGAUGCGACGAGCGAGAUGACGAUGGUGAAAUCCCUGCUGAAUGAGAUGAGAGAGAGUCAGAAGAAGCAAGCCGACUCCGGCGUCGCGGUAAUGACGGCGGAGUUGGCGGCCACGUCGACGAGGCAACACGAGGCGGAGGUGGCCAUCGUUUCGCUGCAGGAUGCGCUGCGCGAGUCGAGGAAAGAGGUGACUGGUGUGAGAGAGAAGAUGAUGGAAGUGGAACGGAGGGCGGCGGAUUUAGAGAGGGAGAAAAUGGCACUGGCGGAGCAGACCACUCUGGGAACGAGGAGGGUGGAAGAGCUGUUGUCGAAGCUAGCGUCCGUUCAAAGGGGGCGCGUGGAAAUGGAGGACAAAGCGAAGGCUGCAGAGAACGACGUAAGGAACGCGACGGAGGCGGAGAAGAAGGCGAAAGCCGCCCUGGCGGAGAUGGAGAACAGGUAUAGAAUGACGCUGAGGGACUCCGAGACGAAGGCCGCGAUACUCAUCAGAGGGUGGGAGGAGAGAGUUAUGGCAGCGGAGGCGGAGGUGGCAGCGGCGAAGGCGAAGGAGGCGGAGGUGGUAGCGGAGAUGGAGGUGGUGAGGAGGGAACUGCGGGCAGAGAGAGGAAGAGGGCGUUCAGGCUCCGUGUCGCUGGCGCUGGUGGAGGAUGGCGACGCAAGCGGCGCCUCAACGGAGCUGACCAAGCGGCUAGAUGAGUCGGAGACGGAGGCGCGGGCACUGAGAGUGGAGGUGGAACUUCUUACGAACCAGAUCAGAGAGCUAGAGAGGAGAAUAGCAGAUGGUAAGGAGAAGGAGAAGCUGUGGGAGGAGAAGGCAAGAGUGGCGGAGGACGAAAUUGCCGAACUGAGAGUAGAGCUUCAAGAGGCCAAGCAGAAGGAAAGCAAGGCAGUGUCGAAAUUGAAGGAAGCAGAGGCUGCCAAACGGAUAGCACAAGAGACUCUUCUGAGAAGUAGUAAACAACAACCCUCCUUUGCUGUGGACGCUACCCAACAGGGCGAUGAAGCAAAGCCCGCAGCGGAGUUGGAGCAGGGCACAGCAGGUGAAGCGGAGGAGGCCGCGGUGCUCAGGACGGUGGUGGAUCGUCCGCCUACUAGGAGAGAUAAGGAGAACGCGCUGGAGGAGGAGGAGGAGGAGGAGGAGGAGGAAGGGAUUAGUCCUAAGGUGCGCCGAGGAGUGGCUGCAUCAAAGCCGAUGUACAGUCCUGUUGGGAACCCUGCGGCGAAUGCUGCCGUGGAGGGAGGAACAGAGCGGAGCGUUCCUCAUGCUGCUGGCAAAGCAGCGCGCAGGCGAGGUCGAUGUUUUAGCCGGCCUAGAUUGUGCUCUAAAGCAGCAACGAAGAAAUCCUCAGGGUGCGGAUGUGUGGUGCAGUAGCUGAAAGAGGUUCAGCUUAUAGGGAAAAAGAAGGAUUCGAUUCCGUCAGUCAGCAAUUAUUAAUGGCUUUGCAUCGAUUGCAACCACCCCUCGUAAUAUGGAGAGAGAGAGAGAGAGAGAGAGAGAGAGAGAGUUAUAGCCGUGACCCCGGCUCAUAUCCGACGUGCAGGGGAACAGUCAUCCGUAAUUGCUAAGAAGUCGAUGAAUUGUCUGUACUUGUCAACGAGCGUUUCUUCUAGAGAGAGAGAGAGAGAGAGAGAUGAGAAGAGUUGUAGCCUUGACGCUGGCUCGCAUCCGACGAACAGGGGAACAGUAGUCAUCCGUAGGUGCUGAGAAGUCGAUGAUGAUCGUCUGUAUUUGUUAACGAACGUCACUUGUUAUCUGUCGCUUUCACAAAUAUAGACACAGAGAGAGAGAGAGAGAGAGAGAGAGAGAGACCCCGGCUUGCAUCCGACUUUCAGGGCAAUAGUCGUCAUCCGUAGGUGCCAAGAAUGAUAGUCAUCCGUAGGUGCCAAGAAUGAUAGUCGCUUGUAUUUUUCGACCGACUUGAUUGCUUAGAUCCGUUAUCUGCCAGUUCCAAUGUACGCCUGCUUGUAGUCCAUGGUACUACAGGUUCGAUGAGUUCUACAUUAUACAUUACAGGAAGGAUAGAAUUAUUUGCCAACGUUUCUUUCACUGAAUUUGUUGUUGUUGUUGUUGUUGUUGUGGUUUCUACCGAGAGCUGGUUUUCUGUGCUUGCUUCCCUUGGCUGCGCGAGGUGGCUUGUUAGGAUUUUCUUCUUUGGCAAAAGCGCGGAGUACGGCUUGCAUGAAGACCAUUGCUGUGUAUGUACAAAUUGUUUGGGUAGGCGGCGUGCGCCUGUGUAGUGGACAUGUGUAGGUUAGACCUACACAUGCCGAUCGGCUUGCGGCUUGUCGGCUGCUUGAGAGCUGCUCAACGGCGAAUUACUGUAUUUGCCACCGCGGGACAUCAAAGCAUUGUGCCUGGCUAGCAAAGCAAUCCGUUACCAGGAUGUGUGAGUGCCACUGGGUGGACGGUUGAGGUAGAACUAGUAGAACUAGUGCGCAAGAGGGUUUUCCACUUCUGUAAAUUUAUGUUAUGUGUUCUGCGAGUGGGCGACUAAUAGAUGGGUGCCCUUUGCGUAGAAGAACGGAGAUAGCUGUGAAAUGGAAAGGAAGAAGCUGUGACAAAAUGGAGAACGUAACUGGUCGUCUUCUUGACUGUGGUUGCGCUGCGGUAUCAGGUGAGGCAACCUCGAGCGGAGAGAGGGCGGGAGUGAUGGAGGUAAACGUAAACUAAAAAAAAAAAAAGAAAAAAAAAAAACACUACGGUAUUAGCAGGUGAGGCAGCCUUAAGCGGAGAGAGGGCGGGAUUGGUGAAGGUAGAUGAAAAAAAGACAUAAAAAGACAUAAAAAGACAUAAAAAGGAGGGAUGAUUGCCGUGACCGGACGAUUUAAUUAAUGAACGACGACGAAACGUGAACGCAUUCAAUGAUGCCGUGUGUUCACGGCAAGAUAAAGAAAGAAUGAUGGUGGUAAUAUAUCAUGGGAGCGAUGGAUACGGCAUGCCGGAGAAGAAAGGCAAAGGGAGGGAGUAAACUCCAUUUUCUGAGGGUGGAGCUCGAGUGGGACUACGGUGAGCUGCUGGCGGUCGUGUUUGGUAUCAGGAACAGCCUUUGCGAUGGACCAGAGUGAAGCAGAGCACGGACGAGUGGAGACGGAAGGAAGCAUGCAUGCAUGCGAUCAGGCAGCCCUGGCAUUGACAGGAGUUCGUGCAAGUCUACCGUUACGUGUUCUCCUUCUGAAGCUCUGCAGUCUUUGAUACCCCUCAAUCGUCAGCUGGAGUUCUCAAUCUCCUUCUCGCUGUCAUGUUUGAGUUGGGUUGUAAGAAUUAGAGGCAGGCUUUGUUGCUGUCUACGGGAGCAGGCGAUCUAUCGGGACAGUGGUCGUCAGAUUGCAAGGCGGUAGGUAAGAGCUAACGAUAAAUUCCUGGAAGUCCA